This is a messenger RNA of Epinephelus fuscoguttatus (brown-marbled grouper), 2891 nucleotides long. RefSeq names its product propionyl-CoA carboxylase subunit alpha (gene pcca). Bases 25 to 2160 code for a protein of 711 amino acids. Lineage: Eukaryota; Metazoa; Chordata; Actinopteri; Perciformes; Serranidae. The transcript has 23 exons. Gene Ontology annotation, molecular function: propionyl-CoA carboxylase activity; metal ion binding; ATP binding. The record is from RefSeq and is a predicted model, not a curated record. Gene Ontology annotation, cellular component: mitochondrion.
GGCUGACCGUCACACUAAGGCAACAUGGCGGCGCACUGGCUCUCUCCAUCACUGAACAGGCUGCUGUUUGCUGUAAAGUAUGCCUCACUCCAGUCCAGAUGCUGUGCCAUACACUGCAAUGCUUAUUAUUCCACUGUCUACAACCCCAAUGAAAAGACCUUUGAUAAGAUUCUAAUUGCCAACAGAGGAGAGAUUGCCUGUAGGGUGAUCAAGACAUGUCGCAAGAUGGGCAUCCAGACUGUAGCUGUUCACAGUGAUGUCGACUCCAGUGCUGUUCAUGUAAAGAUGGCUGACGAAGCAGUGUGUGUCGGCCCUGCCCCCACCAGUAAGAGCUACCUGAACAUGGAUGCCAUCAUGGACGCCAUCAGAUCGACUGGAGCACAAGCUGUUCAUCCUGGCUAUGGGUUUCUCUCUGAAAACAAAGAGUUUGCAAAGCGACUGGCAGCAGAGGAUGUAGCAUUCAUUGGCCCAGACACCCAUGCUAUCCAGGCUAUGGGGGAUAAAAUUGAGAGCAAGCUGAUCGCUAAGGCUGCCAAGGUCAACGUCAUCCCAGGAUUUGAUGGAGUCGUAGAGAAUGCUGAGGAUGCUGUGAAGAUCGCACAGGAAAUUGGCUACCCAGUGAUGAUCAAAGCAUCUGCAGGAGGAGGAGGGAAAGGGAUGAGGAUUGCUUGGAACGAUGAGGAGACGAGGGAAGGUUUCCGGUUCUCGUCUCAGGAGGCAGCAUCCAGCUUUGGUGACGACAGGCUGCUCAUUGAGAAGUUCAUAGACAACCCCAGGCACAUAGAGAUCCAGGUGCUUGCUGAUAAACAUGGUAAUGCUCUGUGGCUGAAUGAGAGGGAGUGCUCCAUCCAGAGGAGGAACCAGAAGGUGGUGGAAGAAGCUCCCAGCACUUUCCUGGAUCCCGAGACACGGCGGGCGAUGGGUGAGCAGGCAGUGCAGCUGGCCAAGGCUGUGCAGUACUCCUCUGCCGGCACCGUGGAGUUCCUGGUGGAUUCGAAAAAGAACUUCUACUUUCUGGAAAUGAACACACGACUACAGGUGGAGCAUCCGAUUACAGAGUGCAUUACUGGCCUGGACUUGGUGGAGCAGAUGAUCAGGGUUGCCAAGGGUUACAAACUGCAGCACAAACAGAAAGAUAUCCCAAUAAACGGCUGGGCCAUUGAGAGUCGUGUCUAUGCUGAGGAUCCUUACAAGUCUUUUGGUCUUCCCUCCAUUGGACGGCUGUCAAGAUACCAAGAGCCACUCAGCCUCAGUAAUGUCCGUGUGGACAGCGGCAUUCAGGAGGGAAGUGACAUCAGCAUCUACUAUGAUCCCAUGAUCUCUAAGUUGGUUACCUAUGGAGCUACGCGAGCAGAGGCUCUUGCCAGAAUGGAGGACGCGCUGGAUAACUAUGUUAUCAGAGGUGUGAUGCACAACAUCCCCCUCCUGAGGGAAAUCAUCACCCACCCCCGCUUUAUCUCUGGUGAUAUCAGCACCAACUUCCUGCCGGAGGUUUAUCCCGAUGGCUUCAAGGGUCACCAGCUGAAUGUAGACACACGCAGGGAGCUGUUGGCCUCGGCAGCAGCGCUCUACAUCACUGCUCAGCUCCGCUCACAGAAGGUCCUGGGUGACCUGAGGGUGUCAUCUUCUCCCGUGGAAUGUAGCACCUGGGAGCUGCAUGUGGAGCUAGAGGACGGAAGCCAUUCUGUGAAGGUUACCAAAUCAGGAAAUGUUUAUACAGUGGAGGUAGAUGGAGGAAAGGUGGAAGUCAGUGGACAGUGGAACCUGGCUUCUGCACUGCUACCACUCACCAUCAACGGCACAGACAGGAUGCUACAGUGUCUGUCCAGAGAUGCUUCAGGAAGGAUUGUCUUGCAGUUCAUGGGCACAUCGUUUAAGGUUCGCGUUCUGUCAAAGUUAGCUGCAGAGUUCAACUCCUACAUGCCAGAAAAAGUAUCAGAAGACACCAGCAGCAUCCUGCGCUCACCAAUGCCAGGCACAGUGGUGGCUGUGUCCGUCAAGCCUGGAGAUACGGUUGCGGAGGGUCAGGAGAUCUGUGUGAUUGAAGCCAUGAAGAUGCAGAACAGUUUGACUGCUGUCAAGCAGGCAAAGGUUAAGAGUGUCCACUGUAAGCCUGGAGAGACGGUGGGAGAGGGAGACCUGCUGGUAGAGCUUGAAUAAAACACAACCUUUGAUGUGUGACAUCAGCACUUGGAUGAGCCCUGCACAGAGGAGGACCUGCACUGGCAAACAGACUGGACAAUAACUGAUGAUUGAUUUAUUUGCCAGUGGUCAGUCUCCAGAGUGGCCCCUCCCACCCAGCAGAGUUUAGUUUCCCCGAUGGUGACUCUCAGCUGAGCUGUGAGCUCAGCAGUGUUACAGUGUCCUCUCCACAUGUCACACUCAUCCACGUUGCUUGUUUAGAUGCAGCAGACUUGAAAAAAACACUUGUAAAUCUUUCCAUUCUGCUCCUGUUUUGUGUGUUUUCUAGAUCUGAUCGUUAGUUUUUGUUAAAGGCUCAGUUUACCCACAUUACAGAAAAUCAUUUUACCACAGUGCUGUCUUACCUUGCAGAAGGCUUUGGUUUUAGGUGGUGAGGUCUUGAGAUAUUUGCAUAGGAAAUGUCUGCUGCCAGUCCUGUACACUUGACAUGGACCGUAGUUUAAAAGCUGAUGAUGAGUUUUUCAAAUGUAAUUUUGUAAAAUUCCAUUUAUCCUUAUUGUAUUGGAGUGGAGGCAGAAAUCUCAGAUACAGGUGUCUUAAAAAUUCAUCAGAGAAAACCAAAACUUUGUGCAUAGCUCGAUAGCACUCAAGGUAAGUAGGAAAAGUUUUGUAAUUUGGUUGAACUGACAUUUUGAGCUGACACUCUACAUACAACCAAUAAAGUGCUCCUUCUUUUCCACGUACAAUAA